This is a messenger RNA of Vitis vinifera (wine grape), 2446 nucleotides long. RefSeq names its product TSL-kinase interacting protein 1. NCBI's taxonomy places the organism in Eukaryota, Viridiplantae, Streptophyta, Magnoliopsida, Vitales, Vitaceae. The transcript has 9 exons. Gene Ontology annotation, molecular function: chromatin binding. The record is from RefSeq and is a predicted model, not a curated record. Gene Ontology annotation, biological process: pattern specification process. The coding region runs from base 158 to 2017 and encodes 619 amino acids. Gene Ontology annotation, cellular component: nucleus.
UGUUUAUUUGCGCCGUUUGAUUUCAAUUCAAAAUUGGAUUUCACUCCCAGCUCUUUCAAUUUCGAAAUUGGGUGUUCAAAGUAGUGGGUAAUUAGGUCGGAGGACUUGGGUUUUCUGGUUUUGGUUGUGGUGGUUUGGAUUUGGGCCUGAGAAUUGUAUGAAAUUUGGUGGUGAUUCAAAGGAGAUCCAAGCUACCAUGAAAACUGGUAAAGAGAGAAAGGGAAAGAGAGUUGAGCCUCCCACAAAUUGCUAUGGAAGUACAGGUUCGAUAGGUGUCAAUAAAUCUACAAAGAGAAAUAGUGCACAAGGUCGCAAAGCAACUGGGAAAAAUGAACAUUUUUUGGUUCAAGAAGACAAGUUAUCUUCUAUCACAGGUCAGGCAUUGUGUCAGCAGCUUCCAGACAAAAGAACAUGUCCUCCAGAAACAACAAAAGAAUCAUCUGUCCUCAAGCUUGUUUUGGGACAAACACUUGAUCCUUCUUCAAAGAUCAAGUUGCAGCUUUUCCCAAUAGAUGAAGGCACUCGCAUAGGAUUGGAGAGGGAUGGACAUCAUCCAUACUUGGAACUCACCCUAAGAGCUCGGAAGAAGAUAUCCUCUGUACUCAAGCAUAUCAAUAGUAAGUGGGGUAGUUCAAGCAUAUCACUGGGAGACCCCAUACUUUUUCCAUACCAUGUGGCACUUGAAAAUAUGUCUAGUUAUAGAACAUGGUCUUUGAAUGAUGGUGACAUCAGUGCAGGAGAUGUCUAUGCAGCUACUGGAAGUCCUUCUGUUUUUCGCUUGAAGUAUGGCUGGUUCUCUAGUGAUCCUAAAACCUUUGCAACACCUUCCACAUCAAUUGCCUCUGAGCCUUGUUCAAAAUCUGAAGGUGUACAGAAAGGUUGCAGUUCAAAUAUUGAGAAUUUAUAUGGUAAAGGAAAACCAAUCGAGUUAACAAGAAACAAGUUUAAAACAAAUAACAUAAGUGAAGGGGCAAAUGUGGCUGCAGUUGAGAAGACAUCUAUGGAUGUAUCAGUUAAUCCUGUGUUUGAUGAAGUGAGGGUGGAUAAUGGCCUAUCACAAACAUCAGAUCUAUGGGCUGAUAGUCUAACUAACAUUAGCAUCGGAGGUCUGCUGUCUGAAGCAUAUUUGCAAGCCAAGCUCAAUAAUUGCAGUCAGAAGUCUGAUGGGAGCAAGUCAAGCUUUAGGAUACCUUCUACAUUCACUCCCUUUGAAAGUUGUUCACAAUCUGGAGGCAUACAGAAAGGUUGCAGUUCAAAUGUGGAGAAAACAUAUGGCAAAAGGAAACAGAUUGAGGUAACAGGAGAAGAUUAUAAACCAACCAAUAUAAAUGAAGUGACAAAUGCAGUUGUGGCAGAGAAGAUGCAUUUAGACUUAUCUGUUGAACCUCAGGAUAAUGAAAUCAGGAUGGAUAAUGGCCUUUCACGACCAUCAGCACUAUGGGAUGAUUGUCUAACCAACAUAAGCAUUGGUGGCCUGCUUUCUGAAGCUUCCUUGCAGGGAAAAUUUAACAACUGCAGUCCAAAGACAAAUAAAAGCAAUUCGGGCUUGCAACCUUCUCUGUUAAUCUCUGACUCAUUUGAUGCUUUUAUUGCUGGCCAAAUGCAGCUUCCUCAAGGCCCAAGGCUGCCCUCCCAUGAGGUGCACUCAUCUAUUUUGGAUGCAGAAGAAACAUGUCAUGCAUUUCCAUGUCAAAAAUUCUCUUCCUCAGGCAAAGAUUUUCUGGUUUUAGGGGGUGCUAAUUCUGGAGCCUGCAGCCAGGAUGCUGGUUCCAAGUCAUUCAAGCUUCCUAAAUUUGCAGAGGUCACCGGUCAAACUGGGCUUCCACAAGACCAUACUUGUCAAGAAUCCAAAACAGACCCAUUGCUUUGUUCAGGAGGCAUCUUUGCUGAUGAUAGCAGCCUUGGGCUGGCAGGCAUCAAAUGGAAUGACUCUUUGGGACCCUUUGAUCUUGGCCUGUCCUCCUCUCGGAAGAUUAUCAAUGGGGACAGUAUUAGCCUCAGCGGAUUUGUUAGAUAGCAACCCCAAGAUGGACAUCUCCGUUUCCCAAUUCCAUAGACUCAUUCUCAUCUGAGAAUGCUUUCUAGUGACAUCCCAGCAAAUCUAUCACUGAGAUGGAGACUUCAUUACCAGCGAAAUUGUGAGUUCAUGCUGAACUCUGGAGGCAUGAAGUUAUUCCUUAAAUUCAGAUUUAACUGCAAAGUUAGCAAGAGAAUUAGGAAUGUACUGAAGUGAAUAUGAUUAGUUAUUUUGUCUUUUCAAGAUGCCAAGAGUGGAAAAAUAAAACUGGCAAGAAAAACUACAUUUAUUAGGUUGUGAGAAGUAAUUCUUCCAUGUCCAUAUUUGUCCUAAUUUUGCUGCUGAUUUGGAUGAAAAAGUUUGUUAUAUUUUGAACUUACUCUGUAAACCCCAUUGAAAUUUAAAUCUCAAGUUAUUAUUUGAUAGAAA